AUGGGUCAAUUUAAGAAUGCGAGAUAUGAGAGACGAAGAAGAUUGAAAUCGGAACGAGAUGGAAAGCAUUUGGAGAAUAAAACAAACAUAAACCCGGAAUUCGUCGCGUAUGGUCGUCGACUAUGGGACUCUGUCCAUACCAAUAUGAGUGCUAUCAAAGAAUUGAACACCUACCCUCCUUUCUCUUUUUCCUUUCUCCAUCACCGUCGCUCCAUUCAGUCAUUCUACCUCUCAACUCUUCGUCCCUCCCCCGUCGUCCUACUUCUGCACCAGAAUGAGAACUUGAAAUCAUCCGGCCUGAGCGUGUGUCAAAAAACGCGCCACCCAUUGCGAGCCUGCGACGUGGUAUAUCUUGCGAUCUUGGCCUAG
Messenger RNA from Histoplasma mississippiense, 369 nucleotides. RefSeq lists its product with no specific name. Bases 1 to 369 code for a protein of 122 amino acids. NCBI's taxonomy places the organism in Eukaryota, Fungi, Ascomycota, Eurotiomycetes, Onygenales, Ajellomycetaceae. The transcript is spliced from 2 exons. The record is from RefSeq and is a predicted model, not a curated record.